CACAAAUAGACGUGCUAACCAAGGUUGAGAUUACCAUUGUGCCACAGAAUGUGCGAGGAGUGAAACGCCCAGCCCUACCCACAUAUCCCAACGUUAGGCUACGGUAUUUGCCAGUGUCUUAACGGUGCGGCAUAUUUAGUGAGCACGGUUUGGAAGCGACGAAUGGAUGGCCUUACGAUACAUGUCACAAUUCGCGAGGGGUAUGCGGUAAGAUUUGAUACAACAUCAUAGGAUGCUCCUUCUGUGGAGCCGAGUGUUCUCUAUGGGACCAAGUGGCUUUGAUAACAUGGUACGGUAGUGAUGCUGGGGUGCAUAAACUGUACUCGUACUCGUACAGUACGGUACUAGUACAUCUGAUGCCAGCCACUGCGCUGAGGGUGUGAAGUGCACUAGCAUAGCACCGGUACAGUACGGUACAGUAGGGAGGUUCAAAGCUCUCGGCACACGGAAGGUAUAGGUGUUUUGGGAGAGGUGUAUUUUUUUUUGGAAAUUACGGUACACAGCAAACCCCCUCGGGAGGGGGUAUGCGGCAUACCAGUACAGAGGUACGAGCAUUUUAUUCAAGUAGUACCAGUACACCUGUAUUUGCGGGGUAUACUGUGCACUCGGUCCGCAGCGUACUGAGAGCUCUGAACCUCCCUAGUACGGUGCGGAUCACAGGUUGGAAACAGAGAGGUCCUGGUUGUUGGGGGGUGCUCCGGCAUCCUGGACCUACCGUAAAUCACGGUACGGAAUUCCCCCCUGCAGUAGGACAUCAGCAGAGAAGCGGUGCCGGGGCCAACUUCUUUCCUCUCUUCCUCCUCCCUAAUACUUUCUGUCUACCACAACAAGCGAGCUUCCUUUUCCUUACUUGUUCUUCCCCUCCUCCCCCCUCCCCCUCUUCUUUAACGUUUGAUCCCUUUAUCGUUCUCCGCUUACGUUCCCUCCUUCACUGCCCCCUCCCCCUUUCUCUUCUUCCUGUCCGGUUGGUAGUUUUUGCACUGUACGGCGCUCGGUGGCUGUCCGCCUUUAAUUUUCUUUCUCCCUCUUUCCGACCCUAAUUUUUUGUUCCUCUUCUCAAUCUGUUGGAGUCGGUCAUUUCUUCCCGGUUUUUUUCCUUCUAUUUGAGCACUCUUUCGUUAUUCAUAGGAUAGGUUUAAGGGGUGGCUGCUGCUGCUGCGUGCAGCUUUUAAUCCUGUGCUGAUCCGUGCAAUCACUGGCCGUCGCUCCUUUCAACGUCUCUCGCUUUUUCUUUUCUUUCCCUUGUUGAGACUAAUUAGGGCGAUUACACACGCACGCAACCUUAUUCUCAUCACUACACUUUCUGCAUCCUUGGAGCGAACCCGACGAGUUCCACGGGGCACCAUCGUCAUUCCGUCCGACUCCCACAACGGUUCAAGGAAGCCCUAACUUCCACAAAGGGUGGCAGAGCUCCGGUUGAUACGGGUGGACAAUCCGUAACACAUCCAAUCCAAGACACCCACCAUACCCAACCAUCCAUCUCAACCGCUGUCAUGGACAAUCGGCGUCAAUCAGCUGGAGGAAGGAGUGGAGGGGGGGGAGAUCGUAACAAUGUCUCUGGAAACAAUGCUAAUUAUACUGGAGGUCCAGGAGGGAAUCUUGCAGCCUUGGAUUGGGUUGUCGGUCUUCGGUAACUUGUCAACCUCUCUGUUCCUCGUACCUGACUAACAAAAACCAUGCUAAAGAAUCCGUGUUGUCACGAUUAUCGAUGAUACCUACGAAGGAACUAUUUACUCUUACGAUCCUUUGACCUCAACUCUUGCGUUGAUACAGUCGCCUGCCCAUCCCCCGCCUACUCCGGUGAACGAAAAUGCGAAUGUUGCACAAUCAUAUUCUCCUCAGGAUUAUCGUAUUCUUAAAAUUUCGUUCCUCAAGGAAGUUGCGGUUCUUUCACCGCCAAAGCAGCGCUCGGUUGCACAGCCCUUCACUAACGCCGAGCCCAAAAUCGGAACUGUCGAUAUUGCGGCGGUAGCUGCUCGGGAAAGGGACGCAGCCAGAACGGAGGCUGAGAGGAUUGCAAGUAAGGGUGUCGGUGUUACUAAGGAAGCGCAAGAUAUUUACGAUGCGUUGUCUAGAACGUACGUACCCUCACCUCGAUUCCCAUCGCCGUCGUAUCGCGGGAUGAAAUUGUGUUAACCUUUUAAUGGGACUGUAUAGAAUGAAAUGUAGGUGGCAGGGCAAACAAAUCAUCGUUUACAAUGACGUUAUUAUCGAUGAGCCGUAUACUGUGGAUCGCGUUAGAUCGAAGGACCAAAAUGCUUUGAUUCAUGUUAAGAAAGUGGUAUGUUUGAAGCUCGGGCCUCUUCAUACUUGAGGGCCAAAUCUGACUAGAAUAGCUUGAGGGGGAACGCCGUAAACUAGAGACGCAGCGGAGGGCUGCUACGCCAGUCUCGGGAGAGAGGAAAGGCGGAUAGGAUAGGACACGAUGCAAGAGUAAUAAGUACGAUAAUUUAAUAGUUUAAAAAUUCCGUUUUUUUCCGGACUUUUAUUUCAGCGGUGUGAUAGGAUAUCGGACAUUGGGGAAAAGGAGUUCUAUUUGAGGGGUACAAAAAAGCAUUCAAACACGGGAAAGGUUGUUGGAGAAGCGGGAGGGCAUUGUAUUUGUUUUUCCUCUUACUUUUAUGAGAAGUAACUCGAUGUCCGUAAGCGUAUCAUGGGAAAUUUCCUCACCUGGGUCGGGCAUCGUUGCGGGCAGGGCUUCUGCUUAUGGGUAAUUAAGGCAGACUUUGAGAGAGUAAACAUGAAGUGUGGAGUCAAGUUGAGCCUCAAACAGCCUACCCUC
Molecule: messenger RNA, 2782 nt
Organism: Tuber aestivum (summer truffle)
Lineage: Eukaryota; Fungi; Ascomycota; Pezizomycetes; Pezizales; Tuberaceae
Source: the annotation of a GenBank genome assembly